AUGGCAGCAGCAACUUCCGUCGUCUCAACUCAAGAACAUGACAACAAUCUUGAAAUCUAUUCUCUCAUUUGGUUGGAUUCUGCAGUGAAAGAAGCUAAAGACUACAUUGAUGCUCAACAACGACUUCGUAAAUUAAUCAAUCAUUUAAAAGCAUUCGAUGAUAUUGUUCAAUGUGAAUCAUAUAUACGAUCUAUACCUGAAGAAGAUCGGAUUAUUUUCAUUGUUAAUAAUCGAUUAGGACAAGAAAUAGUACCUCGAAUUCAUUCACUCCGACAGAUCUUUUCAAUCUAUAUAUACUAUCCAAACAAUAAACGAAAUAACGAUUGGACAAAAAAAUUCAGCAAAAUUAAAAGUGUAUGUGCGCAAUUGAAUGCACUUGUUGAUCAAAUUCUAUCGGAUCAAACGAAAAGAAGUCGUAACAAAGUUGAUGAAUUUCUUACAAUUAAUAUUUUCAAUACAACUAGUCAUGAAGAAAAAUCAACAACAGGACUUAAUGGUCAAUUUGUUCAUUCUCAAUUAUUAAUCGAUCGUCUUCUUGGCAUGAAACCAAAAGAAACAGAUAAAAAUGAAUUAAUUAAUUUAUGUAAGAAAUUUUACAAAGAUAAUCCAAGUGAACUAGCAAUUAUUCAUGAAUUUGAAAAAGAUUAUUUACCUGAUCGUGCUCUAUGGUGGUAUACAAGAGAAUCAUUUCUCUAUCGAUUAUUAAACAAAGCUCUUCGAAUGCAAGAUAUAGAUUUACUUUUUCUUUUUCGAUUUUUUAUUCGUGAUAUUUAUAAACAACUUGAAAAACUUCAAUAUUCAACUCCUAUUCAUGUUUAUCGAGGUCAAAUAAUAUCAAAUGAUGAAUUACAAACAUUAAAAUCUUCUAUUGAUCAAUUCAUUUCGAUGAAUUCAUUUCUUUCGACAAGUCUUGAUCGUCGAUUAGCUUUGUCCUUUCUCAAUAGUUCAACAUUGUCAGACAAUUUGCAACGUAUUCUAUUUGAAAUUGAUCUUGAUCCAACACUUACUGGUAUCAAACCAUUUGCUAAUAUUACGUCGAACAGUUUUUUUACCGAUGAACAAGAAGUAUUGAUCAUGUUAGGAUCAAUAUUUCGACUUGUUAAGAUUGAUUAUCAAGAUCGAGUAUGGAUUGUUCACAUGACAUUAUGUAGUGAUAAGGAUAAUAAUUUAAAACCUAUUUAUGAUUAUAUGAAGAAUGAAUAUGAUAAAAGUGAAGGAGAAUCAAGCAUAUUCUCAUUCGGUAUUCUUCUAUUUAAAAUGGGACAAUAUGAUAAAGCUCAAAAAUACUAUAAUCAUCUACUAAAUGAAUUACCUCGAGAUCAUCCAGAUUUGGCUCCUUGUUAUCACAAUCUUGGUAUGAUAGCCAAUAAUAAUGGUAACUAUGAUGAAGGUCUGAAAUGGUUUAAUAAAGCACUUGAAAUCUAUACUCGAACACACAAAUUUGAUGAUCCUAUUCUCGCAGUUGAACAUAAUAGUAUCGGUGAAAUUCAUGUACGAAAAGGGAAUAAUGCAAGUGCACUCGAAUCAUUUAAUAAAGCAUUAAUCAUUCGAAAAAAAGUAUUUGGUGAAGAUCAUCUAGAGACUGCAAUGAGCUAUCAUAAUAUGGGUAAUGCUUAUCAAGCAGAGAAAAAACUUCAAGAAGCAUUCGAAUGCCAUCAAAAAGCAUUAGCUAUUAGACAGAAACAUCUUCCGGCUGAUCAUCCUGAUUUAGGUGCAUCUCACAAUUGUAUUGGUAGUGUUUAUCUAUGUUAUAAUUGUCCUGAUCUUGCAUUAGAAUUUUAUAAUAAAGCAUUAAAAAUCUAUCAGAAAUCUCUACCAAGUCAACAUUCUGAUAUUGCAAUGACACACUAUAAUCUUGGUCUUCUUUACGCUGGUAAAAAUGAUUUUCAACAAGCAAUAGAUAAUUUUCAAAAAGCUUCAACUAUCUUUCGUGCAACAUUACCUUCAACACAUCCAUUUAUUGCCAUAGUCGAUCAAGACAUUCAACGAGUUUCAAAUAGACUCAAGUAA
Messenger RNA from Rotaria sp. Silwood1, 2010 nucleotides. The record is from the annotation of a GenBank genome assembly. Lineage: Eukaryota; Metazoa; Rotifera; Eurotatoria; Philodinida; Philodinidae.